Molecule: messenger RNA, 3594 nt
Organism: Nezara viridula (southern green stink bug)
Lineage: Eukaryota; Metazoa; Arthropoda; Insecta; Hemiptera; Pentatomidae
Source: the annotation of a GenBank genome assembly
CUUUGGCUGAUCAAUCGAAAACGUCAUAGUCGGUUCCUGUUUUUAAAGUGGAUUUUGGGAUGAUCAAGCUUCUCUCUAUCUAUAUAUUCCUAUAAUUAAAUCUUUAACCUUAAAAUUUUCAAGAUAAUGGGAAUAAUGUUUAAAUUAAUAUCAUAAUUUAAUAUUUCUAAAUUUGUGGUUACGUUUUGAACUAAACAUAUAGCUUUAUCUCCUUCAGUCUGGAGAUUUUUUAAGUUCAACUUCGAUUUAAAAUUAGUUUGUUAGCAAUGAUAGAUGAGACAUUUAUUUUUCACGGCAUUUUUGCCGUUAUGUGGCUUGAGUAUCUUUGGGAGUCAUAUUUAACAUAUAGACAACACCAAGUUUACAAGACAGUAGAUGCUGUUCCACCAGAGCUAGCUGAUAAUAUCAAUGAGGAAACUUUUCAGAAGUCAAGAGCAUAUGCUUUAGACAAAAGCUAUUUUUCUAUGGUCAAAGGUCUUUACAGCAUCACACUUUCCUCCGCCAUGGUUUGGUUUUAUCUUCAAUUUCACUUCUGGGAGUACAGUAAGCAGCUAUUACGCAGUAUGAGUCUUCCCAUGAACGAAUUACUUAUUAGUUGCACAUUUAUGAUUGUUACCAAUAGUAUAAAUAUGGUUGUACAUAUGCCUCUUUCUGUUUAUACAACAUUUGUUCUUGAAGAAAAACAUGGAUUCAACAAACAGACUGUUGGAUUCUUUAUCAAGGAUCAGAUAAAAUCUUUCUUGGUAACAUCUGUCAUAAUGGUGCCCCUAACAGCCAUGGCUAUUUACAUAAUCCAGAUUGGUGGAGAUUAUUUCUUUGUGUAUCUUUGGGGAUUCGCAAUGAUCGUUCUCUUAUUCCUCAUGACAAUAUAUCCAGAUUAUAUCGCUCCCAUAUUUGAUAAGUACACUCCUUUACCUGAAGGCGAACUGAGAUCAAAUAUCGAAAACCUAGCACAGGAACUAAAAUUUCCGCUCUACAAACUGUAUUUAGUUGAAGGUUCCAAACGAUCUGUUCAUAGCAAUGCUUACUUUUAUGGAUUCUUCAAAAACAAACGCAUAGUGCUAUUUGAUACAUUACUAAAAGACAAAUCAAAGGACGAUGACAAAGGCUGUGAAAAUGAUGAAAUCCUAGCGGUUUUGUCUCAUGAGUUUGGACAUUGGCAGUAUAACCAUGUAGCCAAAAACAUAUUAAUUACUCAGGUGAAUCUGUUCUUUCAAUUUUUUGCCUUUGGAUUCUUGUUUAAAUAUCCUGUUCUGUACCAUGCGUUCAACUUCCAUCACGAGCAGCCUAUCAUCAUUGGCUUGAUUAUAAUUUUGCAAUUCGUCUUCUCACCUUAUCACACUAUUACCUCAUUCUUUAUGACGAUGUUGAGUAGAAAAUUCGAGUUUCAAGCAGAUUUUUAUGCUAAGUCUCUAGGAAAAGCUGCAUAUCUAAAGAAGGCGCUGAUCAAACUGCAUAAAGAUAACCUCAGCUUUCCCGUGUACGAUUGGCUCUAUUCUUCAUGGAACCAUUCGCACCCUCCAAUACUCGAGAGGCUGGAGGCUCUCAAAAAAGAUGACUGAUAAAGAUUAGUUUGAGAGAGUCUCGUCACAACGCUGUCGUAAUUUUCGUCAUUAUAACGUUUUUUUACCUAAUGUUUCUCUUGAAAAAUCAUUGUUUAGUUUUAAUACCUAUCAUUCCUAUUUCUUUUUUUUUUUUUUUUGUCCUUAAUCAUUUAUAAUUUAUGUAUUAAGUAAUUAGCAACUGCUAUAUGAAGAAAUAUUAAGACUUAUUCACUAAAGUACUGACUUUUGUUUUUUAUGUAAUAUAUACUUUUUCUCAAGUUUGAUUUCCGAAUUAUGAGUAAUUCAUGCAUUUUUUUAUUUAUAGCGAUAGGUAUGUGAUUAUAUUUUAAUAGUAUAUGUACCUCUAAAGGACGGCAACAUUUUUUACUAUGUUAGGAUUAAACAUUAGCAGUUUUCAAAUAUAAAUUUUCUUUUAGUUUGUUUAUUAGUAUUGAAUGAAUUUAUUUUUAAAAACAAAUUGUUUGUUAUACUUUUUUAAAGAAACUCGUAUCUAGUGAUGGAAUGACCAAUUUUAGUUUGUUUACCUAUUAAGUCUCCAAUAAUAACAUCAAAUUGAUUAUUAUAUGCUUGGAUAGUUGUUCGUGUUUGAUAUUUAGAUGAUUUUUGUAAGGAGUGGGAGGUCAAAAUAAUAAUACACAGUUAUUAAUUAAUGUUUACCCAUUUUACAGGGCUUUAUCAGGCUAUUUUUAAAAAAUCAUAAUUUCUUUUUCAUGCAAAAUUAUCUAUUAAACAAUCAUUAAUGCAACUGAAUUCUGAUCUAAGUCCAACAAAAUUUUCUUGUAAUUCAAAGUCAAGAUGGUAGGUUGUUCUAUAGUUUCAAUACAUGGAGGAGAAAGAUCGAUAUAGGACUGUUUAAAGAAACUGUUCAGUCUAUAUCUAAUGAUAUGAAGGCAGAGAGGUUAACAUAAUGAGGCAAUGUAGCUCGUUACAUGAAGUCAAUGAAAGUCAACAGUAACCGGCUAGAGACCAAAAACCAGAUGGAUGGAUCAAAUCAACAAAGAUGCUGAAGAGCUGCAUGGAGCAAACUAUAAAGCCGUAGCACAAGUUACGGAAUGGUGGAAAAGGUUUGUUCAUGUGUUAAUCAUCUAUGAGGUCUAAAGCCAGAAAAAACAAAAAAAAAAGUCAAUAAUAAAAUAUGGUGUCAUUUUAUAUUAUAUAUAUAUUGUCUUCAUGUGCUAUCUUCGUUAUUUAUUACUUACUUAUUGAUCUUGUUUUUAUCAUAUAAAUCGUCAAAGUGGAUCAACUCUUAAAUAAAGCUGUUGUAUUAUAUUUUGAUGGCCAAAAUAAAUUUAAGAAUUCCUUUUUCCUAGACCAUUGUCUCUUAGAUGUAAUUAAAAGUAUUUAGUGUUUUUUAUAAUUGAUUAAGUAUAAUUAUUACGCUGUCCAUUUAUAAAUAAUUAUUUUGUCCAUUUUUUAAGAAUAAUUGUACCAGGUGCACAAAAAAAAACCAUUUGGAGGAGGUUAUAAAGAUUCUUCAAUUACUCUAACAGUAAUUGGAAAAAAACAAAAACGGAAUAAGUAGAUAAUAAUUGAACAUUGUGUUUUAUUAAAAUAUAAUAGUUUUAAUUCUGUUUUGUUGUGUUUAUAAACACUCGACAAACCGCAUCUUAUGCUCAAUUUUUAUUAUUUUAAAGACCUGUAUACGUUGUGUAACUAGUCAUAAUAUUUCAAGAGUAUAUUGAAUAUAAAACAUAUGUUGGGUUUAAAUACAAUUGUAUGAACUGUAUUUUUUUUUUUUUUUUUUACAGUUUCUCAAAUCUGAUGAUAUAUAAAGUAAUUGGAUGCAUUUAAAUCUUUAAAAAAUCAUAAAUGAUGUUUAUACAUCACAAUGUGAGAUAAAAUAUUUCAGCAUAAGUGUUUUAUAGAACGAUGAUUGUAUAUAAUUAUAUUAUAUACCUUUUUUUUUUCUCCAUAUCUCAGUGAGAAAUGAUAGAAUAAACUUUUAAAUUAUUUAAGUUUUUUUUCUCGGUGUAACCAAGUUUUAAAAAUUGUAUUUUGCAAUUUAAAUAAAGUCUAAUAUUAAAAUUUA